Messenger RNA from Neurospora hispaniola, 1118 nucleotides. RefSeq lists its product as uncharacterized. The coding region runs from base 57 to 506 and encodes 149 amino acids. The transcript has 2 exons. NCBI's taxonomy places the organism in Eukaryota, Fungi, Ascomycota, Sordariomycetes, Sordariales, Sordariaceae. The record is from RefSeq and is a predicted model, not a curated record.
GUACAAGCGUUGCAAGCGUCGCAGAAAAAUAAGCUUGAUUUUCCGAUGAUAUUCCCAUGUCAAUUCCGCCGGUGCAGGGGUCCCACUUGGUUGCACUGAAGGACGCCACUUUUUUUCUUCUGCUGCUGCUCUCUGCUGCUCGAAAAAGGCCCCUUCUCCCAACUGCUUUUGUUCCCUUUGUUUUGAUGUUCCCUCCCCUUGCGUCCCGUCUUGUUCAGCCGAACAUCCCCCCUCCCCAAAGCCAAGGCUAUAAGCUCCGGCCAAGCAGACCAAGCAUUAGCUGGGGUCCUUGGCCUCGAAUUUGGCUUUGGAAAAAGCGAGAUGGAUGGAUUGUUCGUCAACAACAAGAGCCAACAGGAACGAACGAAGGGACGGACAAACUGACUGCCCGUCCGUGUGACACCCACUUUCUCUUGUCUCUUGUAGGCUCGUUGGGAGAGAAUCAAAUAUUGCUGCGGCCAAGCCGACACGGUUCGCGUUGGUUAUCUCUAUUGCCGAUUGCGUGACUGCUGACCAGUGUUGUCGUCCUUUGACACGGGGCUCGUUGGGCAAUGUACAUACCAUACACACUGCACGGCAUACCUGCUACGAAGCGGUAGCACAACAUCAAGGGAACAAGCAUACCGACAUGGUUGAGGGUGACAGCUGUGCGAUGCAAGUCAAAGAAAAGGGUGGUUGCUUGCCUGGAUGACUUUGACUUGACUGACUGAUGUCCGGCCCAAGCAAAAAAAGAUCGAUUACCUCUUUGACUAGGUAGGUUAAACCAACCAACAACCUAACGACCAACUUACCCUACCAACAAACUCUCCGGUUAUUCGCCUGUUGCACUUUGUGUGCCAUCAUCAUGUGUCUAUCCAUCUGGCCAUCGAUCCCGUCCAUACACCAGGAUACUUGUACAGCAUACGGCAUGUAAAGUGAAAGCCUGCUGCGAGGCGCUGACUGACGGGAGAUCACCACCAACCGCUGCCACCACAGGGCAGGGCACAGGGAGCGCGGGCAACAAGCGUAGACAAAUGUGGUGUAGCUUGCAGCGAGUUCAAGUACCGACCCCUGAUUUUGAUUAUAUUUUGAAGGUGACUGGGGGGCGAUGUCGUUGGUACUAAUCAACUAACGAUACA